Penicillium canariense is the source of this 1641-nucleotide messenger RNA. RefSeq names its product sugar porter family MFS transporter. Bases 1 to 1641 code for a protein of 546 amino acids. The record is from RefSeq and is a predicted model, not a curated record. Gene Ontology annotation, biological process: transmembrane transport; carbohydrate transport. Gene Ontology annotation, molecular function: carbohydrate:proton symporter activity. The transcript is spliced from 3 exons. Gene Ontology annotation, cellular component: membrane. Lineage: Eukaryota; Fungi; Ascomycota; Eurotiomycetes; Eurotiales; Aspergillaceae.
AUGGCCAACGACGAAAGCGCCGACGCUCUUCCCAACAAACUCAAGCAAACAGGCAAAGCAGAAAUAGAACACGACGAGACGAUCUAUGCGGAUCCCAGCUUUUUACAAUCAUGUUCAUAUGGCCCUGGUGGCAUCUCAGGUCUCGCCAGUUCCCUUUAUGUCUCCGGCGCAGCUGUGCUCGCCUCCCUGGGCGGGUUCUCAAUGGGGUACGACAUGGGUGUGAUUUCAAUCAUUAACGUGAUGGACCAAUUUCACACGAAAUAUCCCUUUGCGGAAACUGCCUUUGGAAAAGCGUUCAUGACAGCCAUGCUGCUGCUGGGAGCGUUCAUGGGCUGCAUCUUCAUGCCUUAUAUGGCAGAUCGGUAUUCGCGUAAAUGGGCAUUGACCGUGGUGGUUAUAAUCUUUGACAUUGGCGCAAUUCUUCAGACUGCCGCACCAAACUAUGGAGCAUUGGUAGCUGGUAGAUUUAUUGGCGGGAUCGGUGUCGGCACUCUGGCAAUGGGGGCACCCCUUUAUAUUUCGGAAAUAUCGCCUCCCAAUAUUCGCGGAACACUAUUGGUUCUUGAGUCAAUCUCCAUCACCUCUGGUGUUGUCAUUGCAUUCUGGAUUACUUUUGGCAGCAGACAUAUGGCUGGCGAGGCCGCGUUUCGAUUGCCAUUUGCAUUGCAAAUGGUGACUGCGACCCUUCUUGGCGCAGGAAUUCACUUCUUCCCCUAUUCUCCUCGUUGGUUGGCCCUUGUGAAUCGGUCUGACGACUGUCUGAAGAGCCUCGAGAGGCUGCGGGGAUUACCCGGCGAUGAUGCGCGAGUGCAGGCCGAGUUUCACGGUAUUAUGGCCGAUGUAACUUUCCAGAAAGUUGUUCAGCAGAGGCGACAUCCAGGGACGAGCGGCAUGAAGCUCGAACUUCUGUUAUGGGCGGAUCUCUUCAGUCGAAAGAUCUGGAGACGCACGGCCGUCGGCGUGGGUGUCGCCUUCUUCCAACAGUUCUCGGGAAUCAACGCAUUCAUCUACUAUGCGCCUACCUUAUUUAAAUCACUAGGACAAACUGAUGAGAUGUCCUUGAUCAUGUCGGGCGUGUUCAACAUCUUGCAGAUGGUCGCUGCCAUCGUAUGCUUCCUGAUCAUUGAGAAGGUCGGCCGUCGACCGUUGGCUAUUUUUGGCGGGUUCGGAACAGCUGUGACGUACGCGAUCAUUGCAAUCCUGUCCGCAUUAUACGAAAAGAGCUGGCCGAGUCAUCAGAGUGCCGGUUGGGCGUGCGUAGCGAUGGCGUUCGCGUUCAUUCUAACAUACGGCGUCUCAUAUUCCCCACUCGGAUGGGCUCUCCCUCCCGAGGUCUUCUCCACUGCGACUAGAUCCAAGGGCGUUGCGCUGUCAACUUGCGUCAUCUGGCUGUGCGACUUCAUCGUGGGCAUUUCCGUUCCGAGUAUGAUGGAGAAGAUCAGUUACGGCACGUACAUCUUCUUCGCUGUGAUGUGCUUCCUCGCUGGCCUAUGGGCAUUCUUUUUGGUUCCUGAAACGAGUGGUAAGACCCUGGAAGAACUCGAUGAGGUGUUUGGCGACACCAGUAGCCAGGAGGAAAGGGACCUAGUCGCGGAGGCUAUGCAAACCACGACGCGUACGGCCGCCGAGGCAGUUGUUUAA